GACACCGUAGGAGACUAUUAAUUCCUAUUAGAGAGUUCUUGGGCUAGAGCUGGCAAAUGGUGAACAAGAGGAUGGCUACGACGGGGAAGAAGGAAGGGAACAACUUGCUAGGGUUGCCGAAUUUCACAGAAUUAGGAAACGGGCGUUUCAAGUGCUUAGAAACAGGGCACGAGGUCCUCUCGAAGGACAUAGCGUCCUACUCGCACAGCAAAAAAUGCCGUUUGGGUCUCAUCGAUUUCGCCUUGUCCAAUAACAAACCCCCUCUCAACAUGUUCAAACAACACCCUCUCUGCCGUUCAAAGUUGAUAUGUAAGCUGACUGGAGACAAUGUCAAUAAGUCAGAGGAACAUAUCUGGAAGCAUAUGAGUGGGAAAAGGUUUCUCAAUAAAUUAGAGCAAGAGGAAGAAGAAAAGUUGUUGUGUCAUGGAUUGGAAGGUGAAGAGAGCUUACAUGAGUCAAAAAGUGCAGAUGGUGGAAAAAAGGAUAGAAUGAAGAAGAAGAAGAAGAAAAAGAAUAGGGUCAAGGAAAUUGAUGAGGAGAAAUUGCAGGUGUCAAAAAGUGCAGAUGGUGCAAAAAAAGAUAGAAUGAAGAAGGAAAAUAAUAAGGACAAGGGAAUUGAGGAGGUUAUAUCUGAAGUUAGGAAGUCUUCCAAUGAGAACAGUGACACUGAAGACGAAGACUUCUGGAUGCCUCCUGCUGGUGAUCGUUGGGACAAUGAUGAUGGUGGCGAUAGAUGGGGUUCAGAGUCAGAGCAGGGAACUGAAGAGGGAGAUGUAAUUGAUGGUGAUGCUGCUGAGGAUUGCAAGGAGUCAGACGAGUUGUCAUCAAGGACGAAAAGAAUGUCGAUAGAAAUUGGACCAAGCAGCUUUGCUACAAGAAAAAAGAAAAGUAAGAAGAACCACCAAACUUAGUAUUUGUUAGUACUUUUAGUUGAGAGAAUUGCAAGACAACUUUUGCAGGCAUUGCGUGAUUUAAAUUAUGUCAGCCCAGGUCAUUAGCAUUAUGAUACAAAGGGGAUAUGGGUACAAAAUACAUUGUUCAAAUGAAUUUUUUCUUGUAUUAAGAAGCUGCUUUUUCAGUAAAUUUGUAUGACAAGCAGCAUGAAACUGGAUCAAAUUGUAAGUCUUCAAGUAUGCAGUCAAAGCCAAGUCUGUUUUUGGUAUUAUUUAUAUAAGGUCAGUACUUCUUUAUGAUCAUGACUCAACCCUAUUCUUUACA
Messenger RNA from Glycine soja, 1218 nucleotides. RefSeq names its product surfeit locus protein 2-like. NCBI's taxonomy places the organism in Eukaryota, Viridiplantae, Streptophyta, Magnoliopsida, Fabales, Fabaceae. Bases 57 to 911 code for a protein of 284 amino acids. The record is from RefSeq and is a predicted model, not a curated record. The transcript is spliced from 5 exons.